CCUCAUAAUUAUGCCUAAUAUUGCUUGUGUUUUAGGCUCAAAAUGGCAUUCACGUCGGAAGAUAUUAACCCCUGCAUUUCAUUUUAAUAUAUUGCAGCAGUUUAUUGGGAUUUUUAUUCAAGAAGGCAACGACAUGAUCAAGUCUUUGAAAAGUACAGAAGGCGCAGUUGUGAAAGAUUUAAUGCCGUUUAUUAGUGAACAUACGCUGAAUGCAAUAUGUGAAACUGCCAUGGGCACUUCUUUACAAGGCCUUGGUGAGUUCCAACAGCGAUAUCGAGAAGCCGUUCAUCGGAUAGGCGAACUUUUGGUUCAUAGGUAAUUUAUAGUUAUAAUACAGGGUGAUUCA
This is a messenger RNA of Vollenhovia emeryi, 346 nucleotides long. RefSeq names its product cytochrome P450 4C1-like. The transcript has 2 exons. Gene Ontology annotation, molecular function: heme binding; monooxygenase activity; oxidoreductase activity, acting on paired donors, with incorporation or reduction of molecular oxygen. The record is from RefSeq and is a predicted model, not a curated record. Lineage: Eukaryota; Metazoa; Arthropoda; Insecta; Hymenoptera; Formicidae. Bases 11 to 319 code for a protein of 102 amino acids.